GUGUAAACCAUAUAUGUCCAUAAUGUGAACAUCAGCUAGCAGCUCCUGCAGAUGUUACAUCCGCAUUUAACGAUGAUCAAACACGUUUCAACAGUGUUUACACUUGAACCGGACACGUCGUGAGCUCCCGGAGCUUCGGUGGUAUGCACGGCUGUGAUUUUCACCCCGCUGACGCGCUCCUGAGGCGGGCUGAGGAUUAACCGUUAGCCGUUAGCAGCGACCGCUGGUUCCGAUGGACGAGCUGCCGCAGCUCCCACCUGAAGUUUGGGUCACCGUGUUCAGCUACCUGAACACGGAGGAGAAGCACACGGUCCGGGCCGGCUGCAGGCACCUCAAGAGGCUCAUAGACCACCCGUCGCUGUGGAGGGACUACACGGUGGUGCUGUCCGACCUCCGCCGCUACACCUACGGCUUCUGGGACACCCUGCGCCACCGCAAGCUCACCCGGGUGGCGGUGCGACACCUGCGGCGUAAAGAGUGGCGGCGGCUCGUCAAGUUCCUGCCCUCUCUCACCGCCAUCGUGUUCGUGGACGGAGGGCGGCUGUACAAGGAGAAAUACCUGGACAACCUGUCCCGGUUCCCGGACUUGAGGGACCUCGGGGUGCGGAACGCCACCUGGGAUGAGCCGAUGCUCGGGAGGAGUCUGAGCGCGCAGCUGCAGGAGAGGCUGACUCACCUGAGCGUGUGUAACGUGCGGCUGCCGUGCACGGUGGAGUUCAUCAACACCGUGUCACACCUGGUCAACCUGCGAUACCUGCUCUUCCAUCAGCAGGGGGAGGGCUACGGGCUGGACACGGUGAGGCCGGUGCCCUGCGGAGUCUUCCACAACCUGAUGCUGAACCUGAAGAAGCUGAAGCACCUGUCCUGGGGGAUGAGGGGGGAGCCGCCGGAGCCGCUGCCCGACGACUACCUCAGCCCCCCGGACCCGGAUCACCCAGGAGCGGCCCGGUACGGCGGCCCGGCGCUGACCAGUCUGGAGCUGGUGGAUUACCCAGAAACCAUCCUGCCAGAGAACGCUCUGAGGAGCCUGACGUCGCUCAGGUCGCUGACUGUCCGCUACAGGUACAUCAGAGAGGGCAUCGAGUGUCGCCUCACUACCUGGCUGAGUCCUCUCCAACAGCUGGAGACGCUCACCAUCAUCGGUGAGCUUUUCCUGUGUUUGAUGAAGUUGUUGGUUUUGCCUCCAUCAGGUGGUAACUCUCUCGCCACCUACACGACCACCAUCCCGUCCAGCGUCACCAGACUGACGCUGCGCGUGGCCAUAACUCUCAAAGACAUGGACUCCAUCGCUCCUAAAGUCCCAGCGCUUGAGCACCUCGACAUCGAGCAGAACCGCUCCAGCGGCAGCCUCUGCAGACGGAUCCCCAUGCUGUUUCCUCAGCUCAGGACGCUCCGGAUACGCUUUUUCCGCAGAGAACCAGAGAAGGACCUGCUGAGCCUCCACCGGCUGCGACACCUGGUGCAGCUGGAGCUGCUGGUGGAGCGCUCGUUCAUCCUGAGAGAUUACCUGAACGGGCACCCCUGGCCCAGCCCCUGCGUACAGGAGCUCAUCAACCAGCUACGAGAGCUGUCCGAGAACAGGAUCACCGUCAUCACGACGAUGCGCCAGAGAAACCCGCUACGGGAGUGCGACUGUGUGUGGGAGGGCGACUGAAGAGCGGAAAUAAACCGUGGAGUCGAUUCCGCCUGAAGAAGAAGACGGGACGCCACCAGAGUAGGGAACAGAAGGUUGAAAUAAAAGGUUUUCAAAUGAGGCGUACUGAAAGUCUUCAAAAUCAUAGGUCAUGACAGCAAAAAUCAGACCAAUCGCUGUCAUCUUUUUGGCUCGAGACCCCUGAAAAUGAAGCGCUUGAAGCCAGCAGUGAGCCCUGAUUUCAGGGUGCAUGUGAGUUGUGAGCAACUCAGUAAAAAUAGGAGACGACUCAGCUCUGACUGUUGAGUCAAAGUAAAUUCCUCUCUUAAAAAGUAAUAUUUGAGUUUCAAAUACAAGCACCAGCAGAUAAAAGAUUUUGCUAAUAAAAAUCCCAAUAAGUAACACUAAGAGUGUUAUUACCUGUAAAGCUCUGACCGUAAAUCGAGCAAAACAAAGUCCUUUAUCAUCCCUCUGAUUGUAUGGACUUUAAAUGUGAAGCAUCUGCAGGAAGUUUCACUGAUGAUGUUUAACGAUGGUCGAGAAAACCCAAAAAGUGGAAAGACUGACAUAAAGUGUUGAAUCAAGCAAGAAUUUGUGAAUGUCGCACUGAUGAAAGUAAGGCAUGUAACAUGUACAUUAUACUGAAUAAAUCAUUCAGGACAUACAGAGUUUAAAUUAAGGUUUAAAUAAAACUCAGUAAAACCUGAGUUAGUCGUCGGGAGAUCAGGGCAGCACUUUGUAUUUUUUUGCAUCAUGUUUCUGCAGUUUCAGGUUGGAGCUUUUUUUUUAAAAAUCCAUAAACUUUGUUUUAAUUGUUUCUGUUUAGUUUAAUUAGUUUCUGGAUGUUUGAAGCUCUGUGAAUUCACAUUUUACAUAAAAACUGAAUCAGAUGAGUGUAACUGAGCGCACAGCCAACUGACCCCCCCAAAGAAUCAAUGAAGGCACUUUGAUUGUUACAAUAUUUCAGGAGACGUUUUUGGAUUCUUUUUUAUUUAUGUUUAAAAUAAUUUAAUUGUCGCUUAUUGUCUUGUUCUGACAGAUUUCUAUGUUAAAAUAACUGACUCUACAGCAAAAAUAAAAAUGUUUACAGCCUGGUACAAAAACAGUUUUGGUCUCUAUAGCUAAUUUCCCAAAUUUACCUGUAAGGGGGGUGAAUUGUUUUAUAAUUCACCUGUUUAAAUGUUAUUGAGGCUUAAAGUUAGGCAUAAUUAAAAGCAUGUCUGUUUUGAUAAACUGUUUUCAGGGCAGAGCUGUAACUGUCCUUAUUUCAUUAAAGUUAACUGUUACGUUUUGGUCGCCUAAAAAUUCUUGUUCAGCUUUCGGUUGUACUAAAAGACGCUUUAAAGAGUGGGAGAUUUUCCAAUGAUGUCAAUUAUUUUUGUUCUCAAAAUGAUAUAAUUAUGACAGAAAUUCACAAACACCUUUAAGAUGGAGUAUUAAUCACUGUGGGAAAAUUGUACAGUUAUAAUUAAAACUGCACGACCAACAAAACAUUUACAAUUAUUUCAGUGAUGCAAACUGAAAAAGUACAGUGCAUUCAAGGGCGGCAGCUAAAAAUCAUUAUUUUUACCCUCCAUAACUCUGCCAAGUGUUCUUUUAAAUAAUCUCUCCGUGUGAUUUCUUAAAGCUCCAAUCUUUGUCUUCAAAUUUCUUGUUUUGUUCAACCAACAGUCCAAAAUAAACAAAACAAAAAAUAACUUCAUUUUGAUAUAAAACGUGAGAAACACAAAAAGUGAUCUUGAAGAGGCUCGAGCUAACAAGAAGUGGAUGUCUUUCAAGAAUGUCACAAUAAUUUUUGCGUUAUCUCUAAAACUACGGGACAAAGGUCAAUUGUGUAGAGAGUGUUUACUGUCAGGUUAACAUGAAUGAUUGAUAUUCUGGUAUUGAUCCAGAGUCUGCUUAUUGAUUAUGAUCCUGUAAAUUAGCGACCCUUUUUUUUGUUUGCAAAUGUUUCCGUUUUAUUUCAUUAGUUUUGACUAAAGUAGUUGAGACUCACACUGCUCUGCCAGCUGCUCUGCACAUUUUCUUCUGCUGAAAGACUUGAGUGAUUUUUGUUUUAAAGUGGAAACAGACACUUUUUUUUGCUUUAACUUAUCAUCAUGAAAUAAAUUUAACAGCUAUUGAUUAAUGACACAAUCAGCAGUUAGAUUUAUUCCCUAUAAGCAUAACUUUCACUGUGUACUCUGUCCGCCACCGCAUUCAAUUUCCCAAGAAAAUGAAAGCAGUCAAAACAGGAAGAGGACAGCACUUAAGUUUGUCCGCAGAAACUACUGGAAGCAAUCCCCAAUCACCAAAGAAAAUUAAUGCAAGUUCUUUGCAGUUACUAUUCCCAGUAAUAGCGGAAAUGACGCACGGUGUAAAACACAAGUAACUGUGGAAACUGUGGUCGUUACUCGGCUCUGAGGAAUACAGAAAAUAACCCUGUUGUCUUUGCGACAACAAUAAAACCACUUAGAAACGUGGUGGAAAAAUGUAAAAAGUUGUCUGUUCCACUUUAUCUUUACAGUUGUGUAAAAUACUGUAUAGUAUUUACAAUUACAGUGGCUCUGAAUAAAAAGAGAAC
This is a messenger RNA of Plectropomus leopardus (leopard coralgrouper), 4196 nucleotides long. RefSeq lists its product as uncharacterized. Gene Ontology annotation, molecular function: protein binding. Lineage: Eukaryota; Metazoa; Chordata; Actinopteri; Perciformes; Serranidae. The record is from RefSeq and is a predicted model, not a curated record.